CUCAGCUGCACCUCUCGCAUCGCAGCUCCCCUCCAGCAUCGGCCCUUCCUCGGCACAGAAUCCAAUGAUCCAGAGAUGAACCAGGCCAGGCCUCGCUACGUCAUCGAGCGUCCUGCCUAUUCCCUCAGCCUCUUCGAUGAGGAGUUUGAGAAGAAAAGCAGAACUUACCCUGUCGGGGACAAACUGAGGAACCUCUUCAGAUGUUCAGCAUCCAGACUCAAGCUCAUCCUCUUCAGCCUCUUCCCAAUCCUCGUGUGGCUUCCCAAGUAUAAAAUCAAGGAGUAUAUUUUGCCUGAUGUUCUCGGGGGUGUCAGUGCAGGGACGAUCCAGGUGCCGCAAGGGAUGGCCUUUGCACUACUGGCCAAUCUGCCUCCUGUCAAUGGGCUCUACUCCUCCUUCUUCCCACUGGUAACAUACCUCUUCCUUGGGGGUAUCCAUCAGAUGGUCCCAGGUACUUUUGCAGUCAUCAGCAUUAUUGUUGGCAACGUCUGCAAUGAGCUGGCUCCGGAGUCGGACUUCCAGUACUUCAACCACACCACUAAUGAGACCAGCGUGAACACCACAGCCCUGGAGGCAGCCAGGCUGGAGAUCUCGGCCACCUUAGCCUGCCUCACUGCCAUCAUACAACUGUGCUUGGGAUUCGUGCAGUUUGGCUUUGUUGCCAUCUACCUCUCCGAGUCGUUCAUCAGGGGCUUCAUGACGGCAGCAGGGCUGCAGAUCCUCAUCUCCGUGCUCAAGUACGUCUUCGGCUUGACAGUCCCGUCUUACACCGGGCCCUUAGCUAUCGUCUAUACAUUCAUUGAUAUUUGUAAAGGUCUGCCCCAAACCAACAUGGCCUCCCUGGUCUAUGCCCUGGUCAGUGCUGUGCUCCUGAUCAUUGUCAAGGAGCUCAACCUAAAGUACAUGAAGAAGAUCCGGAUGCCCAUCCCCAUGGAGAUCAUCAUUGUAAUAGUUGCCACUGCCAUCUCUGGCAGCUUUAACAUGCCUGAGAAGUACGGCAUGCCAGUAGUUGGGAAGAUCAGCAUGGGGUUCCCAGCACCAACACUGCCCCUGGUGCACAAGUGGAAGGACAUGAUCGGCACUGCCUUCUCCCUCGCCAUCGUGAGCUACGUGAUCAACCUGGCCAUGGGGAGAACACUGGCAGCCAAGCACGGCUACGACGUGGACCCCAACCAGGAAAUGCUGGCCCUGGGCUGCAGCAACUUCUUCGGAUCCUUCUUCAAGAUCCACGUCAUCUGCUGUGCUCUCUCCGUCACUCUAGCCGUCGAUGGGGCAGGAGGGAAAUCCCAGGUGGCAAGUUUCUUUGUGGCCAUGGUGGUCAUGGUGACCAUGCUGGCGCUGGGCAUCUACCUCGAGCCCCUUCCAAAGUCUGUGCUGGGAGCCCUCAUCGCAGUGAACCUGAAGAACUCCCUCAAGCAGCUGGCGGAUCCAUUCUACCUGUGGAGGAAGAGCCGGCUGGACUGCCUGGUCUGGCUGGUGAGCUUCCUGUCCGCCUUCUUCCUGAGUCUUCCCUAUGGAGUCGCUGUGGGUGUGGGAUUUUCCGUGCUGGUCGUGGUUUUCCAUACCCAGUUCCGAAACGGCUCUGCCCUGGGGCAGAUCACUUCCACUGACAUCUACAAGAACCCGAAAGCCUACAACAAGGUGCAUGAACUCAAUGGCAUUAAAAUCGUGACCUACUGCUCUCCACUGUAUUUUGCCAACUCAGAGAUAUUCCGGGAGAAGAUCAUAGCCAAGACAGGGGUGGACCCUAGCAAAGUGUACCUGGCCAGGAAGAAGCACGUGAAGCGGCAGGAGAAGAGCACAGCACAAGCACCACCAAACCUACCCAAACUCCUGCUGAGGCAGAACAAGACCUUGUCCUUGCAAGAGCUCCAGAAAGACUUUGAGAGCAGCUCUCCGACAGACACCAACAACAACCAGACGACUGCUAACGGUGCCAGCAUCUCCUAUGUGACAUUCCAGCCCGCAGCCCUGGGCAGUGCUGGCUCCGGUGAGCUGGGCAGCACUAAUACUGUGCAAGGAAGCACUUUCCUGCCUGCAGCAGAGCUUGACCCGGUGAUGACAGCACCGCCCUACGUCAGCUUCCACACCAUCAUCCUGGACAUGAGUGGAGUGUGUUUUGUUGACCUCAUGGGCACAAAGGCACUGGGCAAGUUGUGUUCCAGUUACCAGAAGAUUGGGAUUAAAGUGUUCUUGGCAAAUGUGCAGGCUCAGGUUUACAAUGACAUUAGCACAGGAGGAGUCUUUGAGGAAGGAGGCCUGGACCGAAGUCACCUCUUCCUAACAAUCCAUGAUGCUGUCCUGUUUGCACUGGCAAAUAUCAACGAAGUUGUCCACCCGCCCAUCUUAGAAGAGAGGCCAGCCCAGACAGAGCUCUCCAUCUAUGAUGAGUCUGUGGAUGAAGGCAGCACAGAGUUCAAGAACCUGGAGGAGGAGAUGUUUGGAAGCAUGUUCCACUCAGAGACCCAGACAGCUCUGUGAGCACACAGGGAGUCUCAGCACAAGGGCAAACCCUCCCAAAGAGCCUCCUCUCUCCCAUCCCUUCGUGAAGAGCUGCACUUCUACCUGGGGGAUACAACAAGUUUGCAAAGCAAGAGGCCAUCACACCUCUUGAACUGGUACAUUCCUCCCUCCAUCCUGCUCUACUUCUGGUCUUGAGAGCAGGCUACAGAAACCCUGUGGAACCAGGAACUCAGGAAAUGCCAUCCCAUGAACUACAGAAGUGCAGUGAGUUCACUUCAAGGCAGGUGCCUUAACUCAGAGGACAAUUACUCACCAUUGCCAAGGGACCCAGCAUUCAAACUGAGAUCUGAGUGUAUUUUAUGCCUGCAAGUGGGGGGCAGUCCAAGUGAGAGCAGGACCAUCUCAGGCAAAGGAGCCUGCCUCACUAACACAAAGCCAGGCAGCUGGGAGCUUCAUCAUCCCCAAGUCUGACGUUCUCUUCUAUUGGAGUGAUGAUAAUAACAACUGCUAUUCUAGUUUCCUUUUCUGAUGCCUUCCCUUCUUACCCAGUGCUGAUGUUGUGACAGUAAUGACAAGUUGACAAUAUAAAGCCUGAAAAAUCAAAGCAUAAGCCAAGGCUUAAAGCACCCCUUCUUUCUUCAGUGCAUUUCAACCUCCAAUAUGGCUUUUACGGCAAUAAGAUUAGAAAAGAUUUAAGAUAAAGACACAUUGCAAUGAAAACCAUUUCUCUUGUUUGAAUUGCAAAUCUUCCUACAGAGUAUUGCCAGCACUGGGAUAAAAUGCGAGAGUCAACGAGAGAAAGUGAACAGUAAUGGAAGCAAAAGUGGACAGUUUGUGAUCUUCCCAUGAAUGCAAACAAAUAAUGGCCUUAAUAAUGAAAGUAAAUUAUAAUUUAAGAAGCAAUUUCUAUUUUAUUUCUCUAUUAAAAAUAUCAGCAAGCUUUAACGCACAGGUUUGAGCUACCUAUCCAUUAUUGAGCUGAUUCCCCAGCACAUUGCUAGAAGGCUCUGGGGCAACACUGGGGCUUUCCUCCAGCUCCCAGAUGUCUCAUGUAAGGAAACCAGAGCUUCAUGCACCAUCACAGACACCCAUCCAGGGAAGCAAUAGCAGGACUUUGCUGCUUUGGUUUUAGGUACCUAAGUCACCAUUUCUCUACCUCAGUUUCUGAUUAUGUGGUGCAGAAAGAAAUACAACCAAAGAGGGUUGGUUUCUAACAGGAAAACCCCACUAAGUAAUGGUUAUUACUUCUUUUAAUCUCAGUAGUGCUUUUCCCAGAACCAUGUAUAUAGCUUGUUCUAGAGAUAAAAUAGAGGUGAAUUCUCUCAUAUUACUCAUGGUAAUAAGUACGGUAAUGAUAAUGGUCAUGGUGAUUACUCAUGGACUUUUGCUACUUCCCGAGCGCUGCUUUUACUUGUUCACUGGAAGAAAGCAACCAAGUAAGUGGUGCAAUGGAACAAGAAACUCUCCUGCAGCAGCAGUUCCGUGGUUCUGUAUCCCUGAGGUGCAAUCGCACAACAUCAGUGGGCAAACGGCACUGCUGCAGGCACAGUCUUCAUUUCCAAGUGCAUGGGGAAGUGAAUUAGGGAAGCUGAAAUCAACGCCGGGGUUGGAAUAUUCGCAUUUCCAGUGUCCCUUUAUUGCUCUCCAAGCCAGCGCUGUUGAUGUGUGACGGCUCCGAAGCCUCACUCCAUAACCGCAGAUGUCCAAGCAGCUCAGAAAUGUCUGUAAUUUAUUUAAUUUAAUGUUGGUUUCAUCCUUUCUUUGUGAUAAUAAAGAACGCGUGAACACCGCUCUGC
Messenger RNA from Melopsittacus undulatus (budgerigar), 4259 nucleotides. RefSeq names its product solute carrier family 26 member 9 (gene SLC26A9). The transcript is spliced from 21 exons. Bases 76 to 2481 code for a protein of 801 amino acids. NCBI's taxonomy places the organism in Eukaryota, Metazoa, Chordata, Aves, Psittaciformes, Psittaculidae. Gene Ontology annotation, molecular function: chloride transmembrane transporter activity; sulfate transmembrane transporter activity; bicarbonate transmembrane transporter activity. Gene Ontology annotation, cellular component: plasma membrane. Gene Ontology annotation, biological process: transmembrane transport. The record is from RefSeq and is a predicted model, not a curated record.